This is a messenger RNA of Mizuhopecten yessoensis (Yesso scallop), 4588 nucleotides long. Its product is annotated as transmembrane protein 161B-like. Bases 110 to 1603 code for a protein of 497 amino acids. Lineage: Eukaryota; Metazoa; Mollusca; Bivalvia; Pectinida; Pectinidae. The transcript has 2 exons. The record is from RefSeq and is a predicted model, not a curated record.
CAACUUUGUGUUUACAUACUUGGAGUGAUCUUCUGGUUCCCGGUUGGCCCUAAUUUCGAAACUACAUUUGCUGAUUACAUGAUAAGUCUUUGGUCAACAGGAAGUAAAGAUGACCAUCCUUGGAGCCCAGCUUGUGUUCAGUCUCAUCGUUUUUAGCCUUUUGCAGAAAUUGGCAAAACAUUUCUCCUUUGGGCGAUGGCUUCUGUGUGGGAAGUUAUUCCGUUUUUUACAUCCUACCGAUGCUCAAAUAAGAGAGGUUGCUGGCCUGGCUUCCUCAACUGCACCAAACAAGGCUAAAAACAGAAAAUUUGAUAAUCGUAAGGAUAAGGCUGGUGCUGGAAAUGCUGAAGGUUUCUCUGUACCAAGGAGCAUUCCUCUUGAACUGGAUACUGCUCCAGUGGAACUUAUAGAUCUCUUACAGCUGAAGUUUUACGACGAGUAUCAAUGGCUUAUGGAUUUUUCAGUAUCGGCAGUAGUUGUGUACAUAUUAACAGAGAUCUAUUUCACCUUAGGUCAGAGGUCAGAAAUGAAUAUCAGUAUUCUCUGGUGUCUCCUAGCAGUAGGAUUCUGUCUGCGGCUGUUAGUUGCCCAGACAGCCAUGUAUUUUAAGUCGGACGAGGGUGGAGAGAAGAUCCUAUGCGUUACAUUUGGUUUCUUCUUUCUGGUAGUUGCUAUGGGAGUAUUAGUGAUUGACUCGGGUACAUUGGAACUUGGAUUGCAGGAGGGAUACAGCAAUUUUUCGGAAAGUGCAACACAGUUUCUAAAAGAACAAGGGCUAGAAUCUCAUGGACCUGUAUCAUUCUUGACCUUCAAAAUCAUCUUGACAUUUCUAUGUUCUUUUAUAGGUGCACUUUUAACAUUUCCCGGACUACGCUAUGCAAAACUACAUCUUGACACAUUAAAAUACUACAAAGAACAGCGAGUCAUGCAAGCACUUUUACAACUGAAUUUUGUUAUGCCCAUCAUCAUCCUAUUGAUGUGGUUCAAACCUAUUGGGAGAGACGUCAUAUGUGCAAAGCACUGGAAAGUGACAUAUCAACUAAUGAAUGAGCCAAUGUUUGAAAUUUGGAGAAUCAGUCUGAUUGUUAUUUUCAUAGUAUUACGUCUUUGUCUCCUGACACCACAUCUACAAAGCCAUCUUAAUGUUGCUUACAUUCGACUGGAGAAUCUGAAGAAAGAAACUGGUCGAGUUAACAGUAGAGACCUACAAAAGAUGGUGGCUCGUGUAUUCUAUUAUCUCUGUGUUGUGGCACUGCAGUAUAUAACCCCUCUAGUAUUACUUUUGUUUCUGACAUUUUUACAAAAGACUCUUGGAGACUUCUCCUGGUCGGCCAUGUUUGGAGAGAGUGUGGAGGAUUAUGUUACAUCCCUCAGUGUAGGAAAGGCUAACAUUGCUCCUACCAAUGCUACUACACCUAUUAACGAGCCAGACAGUGUGACAGAGGCGGUCGCCCAAUUCUCCUGGGCCAUGACAAACCUGAGACUGGUAUUCUCUCCCCAGUGGUAUCGUGGACUCCUGGCCUUCGUGGUGUGGUGGGUGGGAGCAAGCUGGUUUACAUGUACAGCCUUUGGAAUCUACUACUACUCAAAAAUUUCUUCUUAACUUUUAUCUUCAUAUAACGGGGGGCAAAAAAAUAUCUUUAUGUAUACCUGGUACUUAACAUAUUUUUUCACUUUAAAUUUAAAAAAAAAAUGUUGUUGCUCCAUGAUUUUGUUCUUAUGAUGAUCUUUUAGAAGUGAUUUUCAUGAAUGAAUAUAAUUGUUCGGGAAAUAACCAAAAAAUCUAGUAAAAUGAUAUUUAAAUAUGCAUUUUAAUUGAGGAUCAUUUCAGCAUAAAAUUGUACAAUCUAGGUCUAAAAAGUCAGGUUAAUUUCAGUACUGCUAUCAUUUACACUGAACAAAAUACUGUCAUACAUACAAACUUAUAUUUUGUGUAAAUGACAAAAUGUUCCUCUUAGGUAAUCACAGAAUGAUAGAAACAGGAAUUGUUUUCUUAGAGUGAUUCUAGAUUUCGCAAGAUUGAGUGGGUUGCAAUUUUUUUUAUGUUUUCAAAAUGUCUGUUUUAAUACUGUAUUCUUGUCAUAAUGUUUUCAUUCUGAAAGAACAUACAAAAUGUACUUAAUUUUUUUUACUGCGAAAACUGUGAGCUAUAGCUAAAAUAAUUAAGUUACCAUCACAGUAAUGUUAAAAGUUAUAGAUUUCUGUAUACAGUAUAUCUUAUUUGUGUAAUCCCCUAGAUUGUACGUAUUAUUUAUAUUUCAUAGAAUAUUAGGUCAUGUUGAAUAUUCAUGUUUCUUGUAAGCUGUAUAGCCUUGAAUUCAGGUACCUACUCUAACUUGAGGCAUGCAGUAUCCAAAAGCGUGUUAAAAUUAGAUAAUAAACAAUGGUAAAGCAAUCUUAUUUUUUUUUUACCUAUAGAUAUAUUUAUUUGUAUGAGUAGGCAAAUUGAGAAAAAAACAUUGUAUCUACUGGUCACAAAUUGUCAGUAGCUUCCUUUGAGGUAGAGUGGCCCAAUCAUGUGUUAGUGCUCUUUGGUAUUUCUAAUUUGUUAGUCAUUCUUUUUUACUUGAAUUAUUUGCUAAUUUUUGAGUAAAAUAUAAAAAUAAAUUUAUCCUUAUUCCUUAUUUCACAAAAUAGUUUGGCUCUGCUAUGAGAUUUUGAUCCCUGGACGUCAUGGUUAUAAAGUAGGGAGCUCAACCACUGUGUCAAUGGUCAGGAUAUCUGUUACCUGUAAUACUUAUCUGUAGCUAUACUGAGGACAAUUUCAAAUUGUUUUAACUCCCUAAAAGGGCCCUCAACCUAUAAUUACCUUUGUAUUAUUGUUGAGGAAAUAACUUCAAUUAAACAAAGUAACUUUUUGAGGUCUGUAUAUAGUAGAAUAGUGUAAGGAGACACUAAACUACUUAAAGCUUUUGUAAAAUUAAUGAGACAGGAAUCAUGAAUCCCUUUGGCUGGUAAAAAUUGGUGCAUAGGUAUUUUACUCUUAUUGUUUUAAAAAUGUCAUGAUCUUCUGAGGUAGCUACAGUUUAUACAAUAACUAUUUAAGUUCCAAUCAAACUGUAAUGUUCCAGCAUUUGAUAUUCAACAUGUAGUAGCUACAACCCUUAUACAGUGUAUUUUUAAAUGUACAUUAGAUUUGUGUGUGUUGUGUGUGAAAAUGAUAAGAAAAUUUUGCUCAUUUAUAUUUUUUUUAUUUGGGUGCACUUGGAUGUAAAAGUGCAAUCUCAUUAAUCUUGAUUUUCAAAAAAUGAAUAGGAGAUUUAUAAUAGACGGAUUGAAGUUAUGGUUCUUUUUAGGUUUGUACUUGGUAUACGCAAUUCUGUUACCUGUGUUUGUGUGUUUUAUGUUUAGUAGUUAAUAUUUGAAUUUUUCAUUAAAACAUUAAUGCAAAGCAUGAGGUGGUUGGUAUCAUAAAUACUCUACAUCAGGAUAUUAGUACAUACAUUUUGAGACCUUCUUGCCAUUGCUUUAUUUAAAAAAAUCCAUGGUUGAUCUGUAUGUUUUAAUCCAUGGUUGAUCUGUAUGUUUUUUAACUUCAACUCUUUGACAGUUGAUAAUCCUCAGAAAUACAUUGAACGUUUUACCUGGAAUUGUAUGUAAUUCACAUUGAAAUCUGAUAAAGAUGUUGAGGAUACUAAACAAAAAUAUUUUAGCUGUGUAAAAGUGUAACCAAUGAAUUAUGAUAGUGAUUAAUGAGAUGGGGACAUACGCAUCGUUGUUAUUUAAAUGCACAUGAGCAACAUAGAUAAUUAGCAAUACAUGUACCAAGAUAUUUAUAAAUGGCUUGUUUGUGAGGUUUGAGCAAGAUUGAGCAUUGACAUUUACACAGUAUGGCCUGUUUUCAAAACCGUAUUUGUUAAAUAAAUUAAUUCUGAUGUUGGUGCUUUCGGAAGAGUUCUGUGAAUAUAUAUAUAUAUACUAGUUUUUAUUUGCUGUAAGUGGAAAUCUAAUCAUUGUUGUUGUUGUUUUCCUUGGUUUCUCAGUACACAUUGUAUUAUGAAUUAUAUUAAAUCUGAUUCACUUAUAUGUUAUUACACUCACGACUUUAAAUUUGAUUAAGAAAAGUAUCUUAUAAAGGUACUCUACCCGUAUUACAAACAUCUCAUACCCGUAUUACAAACAUCUCAUACCCGUAUUACAAACAUCUCAAAACCACUAAUGAUAUACUAGAUCAUAAUUGGUAAAGACGUUUGUAAUAUAAUUAUGGUACAGGUGCUGAAAGACUUGGUCCUGUUUUAUUUGGCACCUUAUCACUUUAAUACUGUUAUAAAAUGUUUUAGUACAGGUAUAAAACAUACAUGAUAAGAUUUAUAGAUCACUUCAAUAAUCCCAGACAACAUGCUUUACCAAUCGAUUGAAUAUAACACUUUAAAUAAGUCGGUAUGUUUUUAAUUUCUCUCCAUGUGUUCAUCAAUGGUAUGUAUGUGUUGUGGUUUGUAUGUCUUUAAUUUCUCUCCAUGUGUUUAUCAAUGGUAUGUAUGUGUUGUGGUUUGUAUGUUGCUGCUGAGGAAUGUAUUCAGGUUGGUCCUGCAUGAUACCCUAGAUUGUCUGUUUUCAUACAGUUUUCAAUAAAAACCAAAUUUUCUUA